GCCGAUUAGUGCCGGCGCCGUUGUGGCCAUGAUGCAUGGCGUACCACGCGCGAUGCCGCCUGUUUCGCAGCAGUGCCGGGCGGAACCGCUCCGGACUGCGUAGCUGAAGACUGGCUCCGUAUCUCCCCUCCAUCCUAGCUAUCGCUAUAUCGCUAGCAGUGCGAAGAAUUAGGAAUCACUAGACCCUACUCGGUAUCGCGAACCGAUCGAUCCCCUUACACUCGCCAGCGCGUCAUGGAGACCCGGAUCAGAUAUAUUAGACGGCCACCGACAUCAUGUUUUUCCAUUUGCUCUCCUUACAGCGUCCCCUGCGCGACAGAGGCAAGAGCCAACUCCCAAGAUGGCCGUUCCCGACGCUCCCAACGUUUCCGUAGAUGAGGCUGCAGUGCCUGGCACUGUCCGGCUAGUUGAUCUUCACCACGAGCUCCACGGCGUCAGUGAGCGCGGAGUUAUCAUUCUCGUACCUCAGCCCACCUCCGACCCCGAGGAUCCCCUUAACUGGUCGCCAUGGAGAAAGCGUCGUGCCAUGUACCUGACGCAUCUGUAUACCUUCGUUAUCGCUUGGGCCUCGGCAGCUAUCUACUCGAUCCUCGUCAACAUCUCCCAAGAUACCGGUCUCUCCGUUGCGACGCUGAACUCCGGGUCCGGUACCAUGCUUCUGUUUUUCGGCUGGGGCGCGCUGCUUGCCCAGCCUAUCGCCUUGACCUUCGGACGCCGUGGAACCUCGCUGCUGUCUUUGCUCUUUACUGUGGCCAUUUCCGCCUGGACAGCAUAUGCGCCGAGUUAUGCGGCCUGGGUUUCUACACGUGUGCUCCUCGGUCUGGUCGGAUCGCCAAUCGAAGUUGUACCUGAGAUCAUUGUGACAGACCUGUAUUUCAACCACGAGCGGGGCCACCACAUUGGGAUCUACAUGCUUAUGCUCACUGGAGGCAAUUAUUUGUGCGCCGUCUUCUCUGGCCUCAUCAAUGACAGUAUGGAUUGGCAAUGGGUUAUGUACUGGUGCGCCAUCAUCAACGCUAUCGCCUUCGUCCUCUUCUUCUUCGGCUUUGAAGAGACAAUGUACUACCGCAACACCGGCUUCGAGGCCGCCCGUAGCGAUUCCAGCACAGAUAUCGGUACCUUGGCCCCUGCCUCAACCUCUGCCUCGGUGUCCGAAAAGGACGUUGGAAAGGCCCCUGGCGCUGCCCAAGAGACGGUCGCAAACGCAAGACGCGAGCCCGUUUACCCUAAACCUCGGUCCUACUGGCGGAAGCUCGGUCUCUUCCGCGUCAUUCCCGAGAAGCCCAAUCAGUUUUUGGCGUAUAUGUACUUGCCGCUAAAGAAUUUCUACACAUACCCUCUCGUCCUAUGGGCCUCUUUUUUCCACGGAAUUGCAGUCGUGUGCUUCAAUGCGUUGAACGCAACAGCAUCUGUCAUACUGUCCAGUCCGCCGUAUAGUUUCAAGAGUUCUUACGUGGGGUUGGCAUAUAUCGGGCCAACAAUCGGCGCGAUCGUCGGUGCUGUGUGGUCAGGAGUAAUCAACGACAAGAUCUGUCUUGCUUUAGCUCGCAGAAAUAAACAUGGACUGCGAGAGGCAGAGCAUAGAUUGUACGCCGCCGUCAUUAUGUGCAUCAUCCCACCUGUCGGCUUCAUCGUGUGGGGCGUUGGCGCAUCACAAGGUAUCCAUUGGAUUGGACUUGUAUUUGGGAUGUCUAUGCUUGGCUUCGCUCUGACUGCUGGUGGUGGUCUGAUGAUCAACUACAUUACCGAUUGCUACAAGGAGCUGCAAGGCAGCACCAUGUCUUCGCUGAACGUGAUGCGCUGCACCAUGGCGUUUGGAUUCGGAUAUGCGGUGACCCCCUGGUGGGAGGCAACCGGCACUCAGAACACAUUUAUAACGUGGUCGCUGAUGAGCUUCGCACUCUUCGCGACGUUUAUCCCCAUGAUUAUCUGGGGGAAGCAGCUCAGAGCCAGGAGCACCCACGCUUAUUGGACGGAGGUAAAGUCGGGGUUAGCAUCGUAUCAUUGAGAGGGCGCGCGAUGCACAUGAGCGGCACGACCACGCAUGCCACCAGCCCUGUGGGGGCAUACAUAUGUCGACGCGGAGCCCCCACAAUGAUCGACAUGCAUUAUGAGUAUUGUCGUUCAGAUAUAUAUACAUAUGUGGUAGGUACCUACGACAAAAUACUGUCAUUUCAGCACUUGCAAACGCCAAUAGAUACGCCUCAUCUGACACUUGUUAAAUAAUCCGAAUCCCUCAUACUACUUAAGGC
Molecule: messenger RNA, 2252 nt
Organism: Durotheca rogersii
Lineage: Eukaryota; Fungi; Ascomycota; Sordariomycetes; Xylariales; Xylariaceae
Product: putative MFS transporter
Exons: 8
Coding region: 341-2008 (555 amino acids)
Biological process (GO): transmembrane transport
Molecular function (GO): transmembrane transporter activity
Source: RefSeq, a predicted model, not a curated record